AGGUAAUUCACAGGUGAGUCUCCUAACGUCAUACAGGAAGUGGACAAAGGGACGUUGGAGUUUCUGCUGCUGGACAGGUGCAGGAAAAGUACGGACAUUAAUUGAUUCAAAGGGAAACGUGAGACACAGCGGAGAGAUGUGUACUUUUGAUAAAGACAAAGGGCCAAGGAGGCUAAUGAAAAAGGGAUUAACUCUCAUCCUGGUCGGCCAUAUUAACUUCAUCUUUGGAGCGAUUGUCCAUGGCAAUGUCCUUCGCCACAUUUCCAAACCCAAUCAGCAUAUCUCCACUGAAUACACUGUAGCCAACAUCAUCUCUGUCACCUCUGGCCUGCUGAGCAUUGCUUCUGGGAUUAUUGCCAUUGUGGUGUCGAGGAACCUGCAUGUGAUAAAACUGCAAAUAGGACUUCUAAUUGCAUCGUUCCUGAAUGCCCUGCUCUCAACAGCAUGUUGUAUUGGGCUCCUUUUGGCCAUUAGUAUCACAGUUGCUCACAAUGGGCAGCCUUUGAUGCUGGGAUGCAAUGACACAAAGGUGCCCAUCAACGCUAGGUCACCUGUCAGUGCCAGGUGCCCGUUUGAUACAACACGAAUAUAUGACACCACCCUGUCGCUGUGGAUCCCUUGUGCUGUGUUGGCAGGGUUUGAGGCUGGGCUGUCUGUCUGGUGCUUCAUCGUUGGAUUGGCUCUCAGAGGGGUUGCACCAUGUGGGAACAGCUACAUCAAAGAGCAGUUGGAAGAAGAAGCUCAGUGUUCUCCCCACAGCCGACGCCUGAUUGGACAGGGCUUGAACCCUGACGCCUAACUGAGCAAAAAAGCAGGAAGGACACCACUCCAUGUUGACAAGCACAGCUAAAUCCCAAAAGGCAUUGCUGCACCUGUAUUGAGACUUGUAAAAUUGUAAAUUUUGCCCUACAGUAAGCUGGGUGAGUGUCACUAUGUAACAAGAGUGAAAUAAGUUUUCAUGCUUUGUGGUUUUAUAUAACCACAUACCCUGAUUCACAGAUGAGUUGCCAAAUGGCUCUUUUUGCUUUCAUUUAUAAACCAAAUUGUUUUAUCUUGUAUCUGAGGCUGUGAGCAGAAUACAGUUAGGUUCAAUUAAUUGCAUCUGCACUUGCUGAAACUAAUGGUAAAUUCAUUUACAGUGACACAUCAAACAAACCUCUGAAAUGUACAUAGGAUCAAAGUGCAGAUGCUUUUGUGCAGAUAUUUGGAUUCAGUGUGCAUCAAUGUGGAAGCUACAAUGAGACUGUAGUUUUAUCAGUAUCCAUCCAUGACUGUUUGGGUUCAAUAGUACCAGAUAUGUCUUUGUUGGAGUUGUAUGAAGGGAGACAUUUUUAUAUUUAGCAAUAUUAUGUUUGAUUAUUUUAUGAAUUAAGGUACAUUUUAGCUUGCAUGAAUUCUCAUUUCAGCAAAACAUUGUUGUUUUGUUCUCAGUAUUUUUUUAUAUUAUUUUUUAUCCUGAUUCAAACCACUCUGUUGCAGUUGAGAUGCAUCCAACAAACCCUACUUUUCAGUGUUUGCCUACAUACUAGUUUAUUGCCCACAAAUAAUCAUAUUUAAUGCUAGCUGCAUAUGCACAUUGGUAAGUUGUAAUGUGGAGUCAUAUAUUGUAAAUUGUGAGAUGUGUUUGCUAUAAAAUACUAAAUUCUCUCUAAUUCUAUGUAGAUACAGUAUUUGGCUUCAGAUUAAAUUAGACCUACUAAAUUGCACUUCUUAAAAAUAGCUUGUAUUGUUAGAUAAUUAUAAGGACAACUGCAGUUAGUGACAUGAUUAUUUGAGUUUCCACUGUGGCUUAAUGGUAGACCAUUGGCAUGUUGAACACACCAUAGAAACAGUAACUGUACUACAUUUCAUAUGUUUGGGGUUUUUUUUACAUUUUGGUCAUUUUUAUUUUUACAUUUUUGUUGACCGUAUCACUAUUUGUCAGCCUUGUGCUAGACUUUAUUAAAUUUUGUUGUUUUUUUUAUCAUAAAACUUUUCUUUAUAUACAUCUUUGCUCCUUUUGCCUUUAGUAAGAUGGAAAAAGGCACAUUUCAAUCUGACUCUGUGUGGACCCAGGGUUACACUAGCUCUCAUUUAAAGUUCAGAUUGCUAAAAUGCAGUGUCGUGAAUAUUAAAAGGAUGUUUGUAGAAAGAUGCUCUGAACCCCCUGAACUGAAAAUAAUCUGUACUGCAGCAUAGCUGUAGCUGAGUGCAUUUGUGUAUGUACAGUUUACUGUGGUUGAAUGUCAAGUGGGGUCAUAUUAAGAGGUUAAACCAGUAUGUAUGUAGGCCAGCUGUCUCCCAGCUGACACAGACCCCGCCACAAUUUAACAACAGAGAAGAUCAGAUCAGCCAUGAAACAGUUAAUCUAGUGCUGUGCUCAAUUGUGUGGAAGGAAAUCCUAAUCCUGAGGCUGUAAGGGAUAAAUAUUGACACAGUGUUGACUGAUACAAUCACACCAAGUCUGCUCAGCCGUUUCAGUCAGCAAGACAUUGAUCACAUGGUAGACUCUUGAAAUUUGUUUUGGACAUCACAAGAUGAUUAUGAGGCAAGAGGUAGAUGUGUGAUAAGAUAUUACAGACUUAUUGUGGUAUCGGACAAAUUUACUUAAGUCGUACAUCAGGCUAUUGUAAUGAUGAUUUGGCAUUAGUAAUGGGUCUCCCAUAUAUAGGAGGUUUAUGGAGAAUGCAGUCCAUUUAUACAUUUUAUCACAACACAACUUAUUUUUAAUUCACUAAUCAACCUGCUAAAAUAACAUUUGCAAAUCACUUAUUUGUUGGUAUUUGUUAUUACUUAGAUAAGCAGGGAUAAACAAGCUUGUGUUAUUUUCUUGAAAUUGACUGAAUUGAAAAAUGACAUUUAAUUCAAACCUUGACUGACUCCCUCUUUUUGUUCUCUGCCAUUAAACAUAAUGAAUCCAGAGCAAAAUAAAACGUGGCAAUUAGUGUAUAUCCUCAAUACAUUAAAAGGUGCCACAAACUGUUGUUGGAGAUAAAAAAAAAAAAACAUAAUUUUAAUUGAUUUGAAUUUAUGACUGGCAUACUUAAAGUGCACUUAUCAAGCUACAAGUAAAAUCAAGAACUUUUAGUGGUAUCCAAACAAGGGAAAUUUAAACUCUUGAAAAAACUGCAGCAGGACAACCCAAUAAAACAUAACCAGUGUCCUCAACCAUCUUUUCCCCUGAUUUAUUCAGCCUAGCAGUAAACUCUCUAACAGGUGUCAAAAGUGUGCAUUUUGUAACAUUGAUUGCCUGAUUGGAAAAUGUGUAUGUUCUGUACUUUUUAUUAUGUGCUGGCAGUUUUAAUAAAGAUUUUUGACAAUGUUA
Molecule: messenger RNA, 3304 nt
Organism: Dicentrarchus labrax (European seabass)
Lineage: Eukaryota; Metazoa; Chordata; Actinopteri; Moronidae
Product: keratinocyte-associated protein 3
Exons: 6
Coding region: 137-799 (220 amino acids)
Source: RefSeq, a predicted model, not a curated record